This is a messenger RNA of Drepanopeziza brunnea f. sp. 'multigermtubi' MB_m1, 1674 nucleotides long. RefSeq lists its product as uncharacterized. Lineage: Eukaryota; Fungi; Ascomycota; Leotiomycetes; Helotiales; Drepanopezizaceae. The record is from RefSeq and is a predicted model, not a curated record.
AUGUAUUCCAUUCAAGUGAACACUUCCCCGUCGGUCUUUAAGCGACUGAGGUCCAUCAACAGUCUUUUCAUGAUAUGCGGUGCUUCGCAUGAACUCUAUACAGUACAGUACGGUAAAGAGAGGAAAGUAUCAAGCCAGCUAUCAACAGUCGAUCCCGUCUUGGUCUCAGCGAUAGAAAAAUUGGCCGAGGAGGACGAGGACGAGGACGAGGACGAGGACGACGGCGCAAGCAUGGACGAUUACAUGUUCAAGGCAAAUGUAGACCGGUGUAAAAAUGUCGUGGAGGCGACGACCUACCUGGAGAUCUUCUCGUACUCGGAUCCGAAACUCAACAGCGUAGAGGAACAUCCGUUGACACCAGAUGAAUUCGAAAACUAUCUUCAUCGCAGGGGCGCAUUUACCCCCCCGAAGCUGCCACCUGGGGUGGUUCAGUUGGCGGGUAUGCGAUUGGUUCUACAGCAGAACGCCCAACACCCCGAAACCUUCACACCACACGUCAUCAGUCUGAAGCGCGAAGUCUAUAAAUCCAUGGUCGAGACGCUGAAAUUGCCGUACCGAGCGAUCGAAAGCACCAGUGCCGUUGGUCCGUUCUUCUGGGCCUCGUGGGAUCAGGACGAGGAGAAUCCCCAUCUCCAAAUCAUCUACCGCAAGAGCGACGUGCGCAAGAAAGGGUACACUCGUGGCUGGGAGCUCAUGCUCUCACACGACGUAAACAACGGUAUCACAACUGGCUUCUGCAAAGGUACCCCUAGCUCUGACAUUGUGGAAUGCAUAAAACACCUGAAAGAAUGCGUGCUCCAAGUCGGACAUCCCAUGCUCCUCCCCAUCAUCAUAUUCUCGCACGAUGUAUCGUCCAAGACCGACAUCAAGCAGCGGGAUGCGAGGGACUGGCUUCGGAGAUUGGAACAUGCUGUGAGCAUGCGAAGCGAGAUCGAGGAGCGGGAGGGCUACGUGAACGAAGGGGUUGUGGAUCUAGACGCUGUCAAUAGGGAUUUAGUAGAGUGCCAUAGCCAGGUCCUGUGGAAGCGACCUAAGGCAUACCUGGAGAUCCUCGGCGGAAUCGAAGUCGCAAUGGCUAAAUUCUACGAGGCGCUACCGGAGCCCAGGAAGGAGAAAUCCAUGAAAGGACUCCAAGCCAGCAUGCUCGCCCGCAUGGAUUUCUACAGAGUCAAGCUGCAGGGUAUCGACAGCUACGCGCAUACGACUUUGCAACGGCUAGAGAUCCAGAGGAGUGCUCUCUACAACAUAAUCGCCCAGAAGGAAUCCAAACUCAACUUCAAAAUGGCCGGCGAGCAGCGCAAGCUCGCGCACUCCUCCAAGCGCGACUCCGCCGCCAUGAAGACCAUCUCCCUGCUCGGCGCCGUCUUCCUGCCCGGCGCCUACCUCGCCUCCGUCUUCAGCAUGACCUUCUUCGACUUCCAGACCGACGCCAACCGCGGCAAGAUGGUCGCCGACCAGUUCUGGAUCUACUGGGCCGUGACGGUGCCCCUGACCGCCAUCAUCGUCGGCUUCUGGUACGUGUGGGAGAAGAAGAGGGAGGCGAGGUAUGAUCGCGAGGAUCUGGAUCUGGAGAAGGGCAGUGAGGAUAUGGAGAGGACCAUCAUGGCCAUGAUGCGGAAACGGACGAUGAGUAAAGCUAGCACGUGGGAUACGGGGAAUAAGAAGCGUGAGUGA